AUGAGCUUAACAAAAAAAGACUUCAUUUACGAAGGAAAAGCAAAACAAGUGUACGCUACAGAAGAAGCAGACAAAGUAAUUGUUUAUUACAAAGAUGAUGCAACUGCUUUUAAUGCACAAAAGCGUGGAACGGUUGAGGACAAAGGAGAAAUGAAUAACAAAAUUUCUACUUUAAUUUUUGAUUAUUUAAUCGAAAAAGGUAUUCCAACACAUUUCAUCGAGCAGUUAAAUGAUCGUGAACAAUUAGUGAAAAAAGUUUCAAUUAUUCCAAUUGAAAUGGUUGUUCGUAAUUAUGUAGCAGGAAGUAUGGCGCAACGUUUAGGAUUAGAGGAAGGAGCUGGAUUGAUUUUAGCUGAUUUCAAAAUAGAAUUUGGAAAAGAUGUUGAUGGUAAUAUAAUUUUAGCUGAUGAAAUUUCUCCAGAUACAUGUCGUUUAUGGGAUGUAGAAACAGGGAAAAAAUUAGAUAAAGAUCGUUUUCGUCGUGAUUUAGGUGAUGUUUCAGAAGCUUAUCACGAAGUAUAUAAUCGUUUAGUAGAAGUUUUAAAAUAA
Messenger RNA from Teleopsis dalmanni, 549 nucleotides. RefSeq names its product phosphoribosylaminoimidazole-succinocarboxamide synthase-like. NCBI's taxonomy places the organism in Eukaryota, Metazoa, Arthropoda, Insecta, Diptera, Diopsidae. The transcript has 2 exons. The record is from RefSeq and is a predicted model, not a curated record. Gene Ontology annotation, molecular function: phosphoribosylaminoimidazolesuccinocarboxamide synthase activity. The coding region runs from base 1 to 549 and encodes 182 amino acids. Gene Ontology annotation, biological process: cobalamin biosynthetic process; purine nucleotide biosynthetic process.